GAUUGCUUGCAGGGUUGAGCUAUGGCGCGCACGAAGCAGACGGCGCGGAAGUCGACGGGCGGCAAGGCGCCCCGCAAGCAGCUGGCCACCAAGGCUGCCCGCAAGAGCGCGCCGGCCACGGGCGGCGUCAAGAAGCCGCACCGCUACCGGCCCGGCACGGUGGCGCUGCGCGAGAUCCGGCGCUACCAGAAGUCCACGGAGCUGCUGAUCCGCAAGCUGCCCUUCCAGCGCCUGGUGCGCGAGAUCGCGCAGGACUUCAAGACCGACCUGCGCUUCCAGAGCUCGGCCGUCAUGGCGCUGCAGGAGGCCAGCGAGGCCUACCUGGUGGGGCUCUUCGAGGACACCAACCUGUGCGCCAUCCACGCCAAGCGCGUCACCAUCAUGCCCAAGGACAUCCAGCUGGCCCGCCGCAUCCGCGGAGAGCGCGCUGCAGCCCCGGGCUUCGGAAGAAGGCAAGCCCAGCCAGGGCAGAGAGUGAUCCCGGCGCGGGACGGGGCAGCGCGGCCCCGCCGGUCCGGGAGGGAGCGGCCGUUCCCGUGGGAGGGGCCGCGAGCCGAGGCCCGCCCUCCGCGGCUCGUCAAUGGCCGGACGGAGGGCGCGGGCGGAGCCUUUGGGCGCUGCGGGCGUCGCGAUUGCCCGGGCCGGUUCUGGCGGGCUGCGUGUUCAUUGUUGGUACGGGAUGGGUGGGAUCGCUCUGUUCCCGGCGCGCAGGGAGCCGCUGUCCCGGGCCGAUGGCGGCGGAGGGAGCGCGGGAUGUGCCGGAGCCAAUCGCGUCCCGCGCGCGCUUUUGGAAAGGGCGCGGGCGCCAAAGCCGCCCUGGCCACGGCCCGGGGCUCCCGCGGGCGGAAGAGCAAAGAGGCUCCUCCAGAGGCUCCCUACUGUGACGGCGUCGCGAAUGACGUUCUCCAGGAAGACCUUGAGCACGCCGCGCGUCUCCUCGUAGAUGAGACCCGAGAUGCGCUUGACACCGCCGCGCCGAGCCAGGCGGCGGAUGGCCGGCUUGGUGAUGCCCUGGAUGUUGUCGCGCAGCACCUUGCGAUGGCGCUUGGCGCCGCCCUUGCCGAGCCCCUUACCGCCCUUGCCCCGGCCAGACAUGGUCACACGCUCGCUGCUGCAGGUUCCGACACUGCCGCUGUCCCCUCGGUGCUGUCGGUCCGGGCUCGCCCUGUUCCGCCUCAGGUUCCCGGGAUGGCUGCAGUCCCUGAGCUCCGGCUCCGGGGCUCCGCCGGCCCGGCCGCCCCCGCGAUGCCUCAGCGUGUGUGGGCGCUGCGCUCUCCCGGACUCCCGGUAGCGAUGGCGCGCACGAAGCAGACGGCGCGGAAGUCGACGGGCGGCAAGGCGCCCCGCAAGCAGCUGGCCACCAAGGCUGCCCGCAAGAGCGCGCCGGCCACGGGCGGCGUCAAGAAGCCGCACCGCUACCGGCCCGGCACGGUGGCGCUGCGCGAGAUCCGGCGCUACCAGAAGUCCACGGAGCUGCUGAUCCGCAAGCUGCCCUUCCAGCGCCUGGUGCGCGAGAUCGCGCAGGACUUCAAGACCGACCUGCGCUUCCAGAGCUCGGCCGUCAUGGCGCUGCAGGAGGCCAGCGAGGCCUACCUGGUGGGGCUCUUCGAGGACACCAACCUGUGCGCCAUCCACGCCAAGCGCGUCACCAUCAUGCCCAAGGACAUCCAGCUGGCCCGCCGCAUCCGCGGAGAGCGCGCCUGAGCUCCCUGCCGUAACCCACGCAGACCCAAAGGCUCUUUUAAGAGCCACUACAUGCACAAUAAAAGAGCUGUAGCGCUGCCUAAAAAUUCCGUUGAA
Zonotrichia leucophrys gambelii is the source of this 1800-nucleotide messenger RNA. RefSeq lists its product as uncharacterized. The record is from RefSeq and is a predicted model, not a curated record. The transcript has 6 exons. Gene Ontology annotation, molecular function: protein heterodimerization activity; structural constituent of chromatin; DNA binding. The coding region runs from base 22 to 1704 and encodes 560 amino acids. NCBI's taxonomy places the organism in Eukaryota, Metazoa, Chordata, Aves, Passeriformes, Passerellidae. Gene Ontology annotation, cellular component: nucleosome.